Messenger RNA from Anarrhichthys ocellatus (wolf-eel), 5196 nucleotides. Its product is annotated as voltage-dependent calcium channel subunit alpha-2/delta-1. The record is from RefSeq and is a predicted model, not a curated record. Bases 43 to 3297 code for a protein of 1084 amino acids. Gene Ontology annotation, molecular function: voltage-gated calcium channel activity. The transcript has 40 exons. Gene Ontology annotation, cellular component: L-type voltage-gated calcium channel complex. Lineage: Eukaryota; Metazoa; Chordata; Actinopteri; Perciformes; Anarhichadidae.
AUUUACCUCACCCCCCACCCCCCACCCCUUUUUUUUUUUACAAUGGAUACCUGCAGGGUGCGAGCCUGGGUGUUUCUGGUCCUGUUAUGGCAGGACGGGUAUUUGGCAUCGCAGUUUCCGACACAGCUCAUGAUUAAAGAAUGGGUGGAACAGAUGCAGAAAGAGCUUGUAACCCUGGCAGACACGGCCACAGCUGGGAAAGGCCUCACUCAGAUUUUUCUGAGAAACCGACACCUGUACACUGUGGAGCAAAACGACGCAGAGGAGCUGGUGGCAAGAGCAGCCAGGAAAAUUGAACAGCUGCUGCGGAAGAGGUCUGCUGCCUUGGAGAAACUGGCCACAGCUGCUGAGAAAUUCCAGACGGAGCAUAGGUGGGAAGACGAGUUUGAGGGUGAUGAAAUCUCCUACUACAACGCAAAGGACAACCUGGAUGCAAAUGAGACAGAGGGAAGAAAAUAUAGGAUUCGGCCAGACUUUAAAGAGGACCCAUCAUUUAAACGUUUGACUGAUCACAACCACACGGCUGUCCACAUCCCCACUGACAUCUAUGAUGGCUCCACCAUUGUGCUGAAUGAACUUAACUGGUCGGAGGCAUUGGAGGACGUGUUUAGAAAGAACAGAGAGGAUGACCCGACCCUUCUCUGGCAGGUGUAUGGCAGCGCUACGGGCCUGGCUCGCUACUACCCAGCUUCUCCUUGGAUGGAUGCGCGCAAGACCCCCAGUAAAAUUGACCUGUAUGAUGUCCGCAGGAGGCCAUGGUACAUUCAAGGAGCUGCCUCACCCAAAGAUAUGCUAAUCCUUGUGGAUGCAAGCGGGAGUGUGUCUGGCUUGACUCUCAAACUGAUCAGGACCUCCGUGAGUGAGAUGCUGGAGACUCUGUCUGAUGACGACUACGUCAAUGUCGUUUAUUUUAACACCCGGGUGAAGAAAACGGCGUGUUUCGAACAUCUGGUUCAAGCCAACGUGAGGAACAAGAAGCUGCUGAAGGACGCUGUUCAGAACAUCACAGCUAAAGGAAUUACAAACUACACAAAAGGCUUUGAGUUUGCUUUUGAGCAGCUCUCUACUACCAAUGUGAGUAGAGCAAACUGCAACAAGAUCAUCAUGCUAUUUACUGACGGAGGAGAGGAAAGAGCUCAGGCCAUACUAGAGAAGUACAAUGCUGAGAAAAAGGUGAGGAUCUUCACCUUCUCAGUAGGACAGCACAACUAUGAUAAAGGACCCAUUCAGUGGAUGGCCUGCUCCAACAAAGGUUACUUCUAUGAGAUCCCUUCCAUCGGAGCCAUCAGAAUAAACACACAGGAGUACCUAGAUGUCCUGGGAAGGCCAAUGGUUCUGGCAGACAAGCAGGCCAAACAAGUCCAGUGGACGAAUGUAUACCUUGAUGCUCUGGAACUGGGUCUGGUCAUUACUGGCACACUACCUGUCUUCAAUAAAACGAAGACCAUAGAUGACAGGAAUGGCGAGCACCAGAAUCAGUUGAUUCUUGGCGUAAUGGGGAUUGACGUGUCUCUGGAUGACAUCAAGAAGCUCACACCGCGCUUCACAAUUGGUCCAAAUGGGUACUACUUUGCCAUUGAUCCCAAUGGAUAUGUCCUGCUGCACCCCAAUCUCCAGCCAAAGAAUCCUAAAUUCCAGGAACCUGUUACCCUAGACUUCCUCGAUGCUGAGCUGGAGAAUGACAUCAAAGUAGAGAUCAGGAGAAUGAUGAUCGAUGGUGAGACAGGCGAACGUUCCAUUAACACACUGGUGAAAACUCAGGAUGAGAGGUACAUAGAUAGAGGAGUCAGGACCUACACGUUUGCGCCGGUCAAUGGAACAGAUUACAGCCUGGCUCUUGCUCUGCCAAGAUACAGUGAACACUUCAUUCAAGCCAAACUGGGAGAUGACUCGAAAGGAGCUAUGUCUUCUUCUUGGGGGCAAGAAGCCAUGGAAACCAUACAGCAGGAGAGGUUUGAUGAGUGUGGUUACACCUACAUUGCUCCGAGGGAGUACUGCAAAGAGCUGAAGUUGUCACUCAACAACACCCAGUUUCUCCUCGACUUCAGCCAGUACAUCGAUAGCAACACUUCAGAUGCAUGUAAUGUGUCCCUGGUGAAUCGACUAAUCCUGGAUGCAGGUCUGACAGCUGAACUGGUUAAACUUUGGAACGAGCAGACAGUGGAUGGAAUAAUGGCCAGAUUUGUAGCCACAGAUGGAGGAAUAACAAGAGUCUACCCAAGAAGUGCCGGGGAAGAGUGGACUGAGAAUCCUGAGACAUAUGAGUCCAGCUUCUACAAAAGGACCCUGGACAAUGAAAUAUAUAUUUUCACAGCUCCAUCUUUCAACCCAGAGGGUAGGGAGCCUGUUACUGAGUCAGCUAUUCUAGUGAGCAAAGCAGUGGACCUCACGAUUGACGAAGUCACACUCAAACCAGCUGUGGUGGGAGUGAAACUUAAUGUCUCCUUCUGGAUGAGCAUUUUCAUGAAUGCUACACUGAAGCUGAAUUGCAAGGAUGAGAUUUGUGGCUGUCUGAGGAAUGACAAGCAUGUAGACUGUGCCAUCCUGGAUGAUGGGGGAUUUCUUCUCAUGUCCAACCACGAUGAGUAUAUCACACUGAUAGGUCAGUUCUUUGGGGAGGUGGAUCCUGUGCUGAUGAUCAACCUGGUCAACACCUCCUUGUACUCGUUCAAUAAGACCUAUGACUACCAAUCUAUCUGUGACCCAGAGAAAGACAGCAAGGCUGCAGCAGGACCCCGCUCCGUCUAUGUGCCUACCAUUGCAGACAUGCUCAGUAUUGGCUGGUGGGCCUCCACUGCUGCCUGGUCGAUACUCCAGCAGCUCUUCUUUGGUCUCAUGUUCCCCAACCUUCUAGAGGCAGCGGAGUCAGCAGAUGAUGACAUAUCAGAUGCCAUGUUUAAGGAGAGCUGCAUCACCGAGCAGACUCAAUACUUCUUUGACAAUGAUGAAAGUUCCUACUCAGGUGUCCUGGACUGUGGAAACUGUUCCAGGAUGUAUCGUGCUGAGAAGCUGCCAAACACCAACCUAGUGUUCCUGAUCACCGAUGCCAAGGCAACAUGUUUGUCGUGUGACCCCAGGCCGCUACGGCAGGCUGAACAACCCUCUGAAGGUCCAGAUCCAUGCGAGCUGGCUCAGAAUCCCAGAUACCGCAAAGGGCCGGACGUAUGUUUCGACAACAAUGAAGACGAAGAUGAUUCUGACUGUGGAGGAGGGACCUGCCUAAGCCUGUGUCUUUGGCCGAUGCUUGGGCUCCAACUACUGCUGCUGUGGCUCAUCACAUCUUUACAGAACUCAUGACCCCUACACACACACUCAUACACUCACACACCGAUCACCUCAUCCCAUAAGAGGCCAGAAGACACUUCAGUUAUGCCAUCCAGGAAGUAUGCCGAAUAUUUGCAAAAAGACAUUUUGUUUUCUGACGACAGUAUCAGCAUUUCCAUUUUCCAAUGCCAAAGGGUCCGCAUUCAUUUCCUUUUCAAUUCAAUCCGCAUUCAAUUCAUUUUCAAAAAUAGAGACACAUUUACUGUGCUCAGCUGCACUCAUUUCCAUGAACUACUCCUUAAUACCCUCCUAUGGUGCAAGAGUAAGAGCUAACCAAACCCUUUAAUUCUGCCUCAUUCGUUUCUCUGAUUUAUUUAGCAGAGGUUGAAGAGUCCCACUAUGCCAAUUAAAUAUCAUUAAAAGACUGUAUGUUCACUGACGGCGUUGAUUUGUGUAGUUGUCGAUAUUGUUUGUUGCUUAUUAUACUUACGUAUGAAUCAUAAUGCUGCAAUGAUUUAUUAUUGUUGGCAACCAGUGCAACUAUGAAGAUUAUCCCUUUUUGUUUGAGUGUUUUUUAAAUGUACUGUACCUAUUUAUUUUAAUUUUUUGUACUCAAAAUCAACUAGCAUUUCGUGACUAGUUAGGUGUUGUAUUGUAGCAGCAUGUGCUCAGUACAGAGCUAAAGACAACACCAGUACUCUGACACCAAAGCUCCACACAGAACCAAGGACCGCAAAUACACACAGACCUACUACAGAGAAUCUUCAGGCUAGUUUAUUUUAAGAGACUCCUCAGACGUGGGUGCGCAUCAGUAUUCAAGUUACAAUGUUAGCUAAAUAGAUAGAUACAGUAGAAAGCUCGCUGAAAAGUAAGUGAGAUCAUGCGAAUUACAAUAUGUUAGCAUAUUACAAUUUCAAUCUGAUGCAUCAGAUUCCCAGUGCCUACGUAGUAGCUCAAACAGUCUGUUAUCUGAAUGAAGCAGUGGACCAGAGUUGUAUUCUUGCCAUGUAUGCUUCUUUGAUCAGGCUUGCUGCAGUAUAGCAAAGAAGGUAGCCCUUGCAGUAAUAUGUUGUGAAAUGGGCAAAAUCUGCUGCAGUUAUUCAUAUUUGUGGCCCAGGCAGAAGUAGAAACAAUCAAAAUUUUAAUUAUGGGAGAAUAUAAUUUCCCUCCAUGGUCCAAACAAACCUAAACCAGACUUGAGCUUUGUUUUCCAACACCUCUCUUUAUUAGUCCUGUUUCUGUUCCCUUUCUGGAUCACCAGACUCAGGAGCCAAGAUGACUUGUGAAUGAGAUCAGCAUAUCAAAAUGACUGUUUCAUUGUUUUCUUUUCCUUGCUGUUCUCCUCAUGCUUGUUUCCUCUUUUUGUUUUGCUCUAUAAGUGCUGUGAAGCAGGCACUGAAAGCUCAGUGUCGUAAUGCUGCAAUGUCAUGGGAUGAGCUUGUUCUGUGUUUGAACGCUGUCUAUGCCUAUGAUCAGCAUCAGGGCCUGUUGGAGAGAACUUUGAGAAUACACUACUACCAGUGGUAAUUUUGCAUUGCCUUACAUUACCAUGAGUCAUAAAGGUCGCACUUUAGUGUUUGUUUUCCUUUUUUAGCGAUUUAAACAAAGUUGAGUUCUCUCCACCUCGCCUUCAUGGUGACCUUGUUGAGUGUUCAGGUUAUGCCUGUCUAUCAAAGUCGCGUGUUGACUUGUGUUUUAACCCGGGGGUCCCGUGUCUAUGUGCAGGCAUGUGCGUGUCCCUCCGAUAUCUGAUUGUGCUUUAUUACUGCACAUGAAUUACUCUUUUGUGGAACUUGAUUAGCCUGAAUAAAUUUUGUAUACAUUUGUACACUACUACUAUUUACUGUAUAAAAGAGAAAAUGAAAGAAAAGAAAAAGUGUUUAUAAUAUGGUGUUGAUUAUUGUGCAAAUAUAUAUUCACAAUAAAAGUGUU